Molecule: messenger RNA, 903 nt
Organism: Aureobasidium vineae
Lineage: Eukaryota; Fungi; Ascomycota; Dothideomycetes; Dothideales; Saccotheciaceae
Source: the annotation of a GenBank genome assembly
GCACCCAAGAAAUCACUCGCUCUCUCACCACCGCCGACCCCACAAACCAUCGGCGGAGGUUCCUCCUUCCCAGGCGUACCCACCAUUGCCGCUCCUCCUAGCUCGCCACGUCUCAAGGACAAAGUCUGCAUUAUAACCGGUUGCAACAGUGCUCUGGGUAUCGGCAGAGCUUCAGCCUACGAGUUUGCUUCCGCGGGAGCAAAAGCAUUGAUUCUAUCCGAUUUCGACACUUCCAACUUGGACAAUUGGAAACAAGAUAUCGAGAAACUGUAUCCGGGAACACAGGUGGUGGUACAANAAGUGGAUGCUGGGAAUGAAGAGGAUGUCAAGGCAGUGGUCAAGUUGGCCGUGGACAAGUGGGGCAGACUGGAUGUCUUCUUUGCGAAUGCAGGUAUCGGAGGUACCAUGGAAAGAGUUUACGAAGUCGGCAAGAAGGAAGGCAAGUCCGAGGAAGAGUUUAUGAGAACCAUGAAGCAUGCCGCCAAUGCAAUGCUCCAAAACAAACCUAAUCCCAGUGGUUCCAUCAUCAACACAGCUUCGGUGGCUGGUCUACGCUCCAACGCCGGCCCUACAGAUUACUCUGCCUCCAAAGCCGCAGUCAUCAGUAUAACACAGACAUCGGCCUACCAACUCGCUGGCACCAGCAUCCGUUGCAAUGCCAUCUGUCCAGGUAUCAUCGAGACCGGCAUGACCGCACAGAUGUACAAAGCAGCAAGGGCAAGAGGUAGUGAAGGCAAGAUUGGCCAAUUGAAUCCUUUGAUGAGGGNNGGUGCGGUAGCAGAUGAGGUUGCAAGAGUAGCCUUGUUCUUGGCUACCAAUGAGAGUAGUUAUGUUAACGGACAAGCUUGGGCUGUUGAUGGAGGUUUGAGUGCCGGUUUGCCAUUCGUACCUGGCAAAUUGGCG